UGAAAAGUAAAAUGGCCGACACAAAUCUCCAAGACAGGAUUCUGAAAAUUUUUGAAGGAAAACCAAAGAAAUCUGAAAGUGCUGCUAAGUUAGUCCAGAUUUUGAAAAUAUCUAAGAAAGCCGUCAAUCAUCAGCUGUAUAUGAUGGAGAAAAAAGGCCAAAUUGUUAAAAUAAAGGACUCACCCCCUGCCUGGUCGUUGAGAAAUCCGGAAAAUGUACUUUCACUUUCGGAUUUGCAGGGAGGAGUGUCUAGCGUGUCCUGGAGAAGGAGGUCUAAAUGGGUACAGACCCAAGGUGGGGAUGACGCUGACAUUGAAGCAAAGAUUCUCAGAUUUAUAAAAGGUUCUGGAAAGUCAUGCAAAGCCCUGGAGAUUGCUAAAAGCAUUGGUCUGGGCAGAGCAGCUGAUGUGAAUGCCUCCUUGUACAAGCUACAGGAUGAUGGACUCAUUGCAAAGAAUCCUUCCAAAGUACCAACCUGGUGUCUUAAAAAUAAGCAGGCAACUGACGCACAAUCAUCUGACACAGAAACAGACCAUGCAAAUGCAGGCUGCCACUUUUAUAGUACUUCCAUUGAUGGAUCCCAGCUGCUCCAAGUCAAACCAGAACUUUUAAGGACAGAUCUUAGUCUAGAACCAUAUCUCUCAGACAUUAGUACAGUUGCUGCAUGUGAGGACCAUUUUGGUGUCAAACCUACUGUUGGUGAACAUAAUGGUGGUGCAUGCGAUCAAUUUUCUUACAUUAAGCUGUGUGGUCAAAUGUGUCAUGAUGAUGAUUCAGAUGAUGAUUCAGAUAAUUCAAAUGAUGAUGCAAAUGAUGACACUGAGAGAAAUGUGGAACAAAUGGAAGUUGAUUCUGGCGAAGGUUUAGGUAAUGCGCCUAUAGCAUUGGUGACAAAGUCAGAACAUGUUGAAACUGUCGAAAGCAUUGCUAUGAAGAGUGUUAAAUCUGGGGUUGAUAGACUCCAUAGUGGUGACUAUAAAAGGGGGGUGCAUAGGACUGCAUCAGAACAUGAUCUUGGAAGAAAGAAACCAAAGACUUUUAGAGAUGUGUUUGGCCUUGAUGAUCCAAUGGAAGAAUGGUCUAAUGAAAGUGUGCAAUCACUGAUUUCUAAAGACGAUGCAAGUAUUUCUGACCAGUGUAAUAAUGAUAGUGAGUUACAUGACAUAGAGAUUGAAACUGAUAGUUAUAAAUCAGAACAGAGCACCGUAUGUGCACAUUCGGUGUCAGAAAAAUCUCUGAUUAAUCAAGAUAGUAGGUCUGUAAGUGGACAUGUAUAUAAAGAAAACAUGCUUGAUUCUUCUGGUAUACCAGAACUUUCACCUUUUGUAAAUUUAGGUAAUAUAGUAAAUGAGUCAACCCCAGAGAUACCUAUUCUUAAGCCAAUAAUCAGAACUCCAGAAACACAGAAAAACUCAGUUAGUGAGAAAUGGGCAACCCCAGAUGUGUUUCAUUUUGUCUUAGACCAUGAAAAGAAAGAAUAUGAUAAUCAAGUUGAAGAAAACAAAGAAGCAGGUGCUGAUAACAUUAUAGACUUUGUUUCAACAUUUUCCAAUAAUAGGGAUUUAAAAUCUCAUGACAGUGCUGAGAAUGCAAAUAUUGAUAACCAAAAAACUGAGAUUGCUGAAAGUAGGCAAACAGAUUCUGGUAUGAAAAAAUGCAUAACAGUAUUGCAAGUAUUAAAUUCAGGCUUAGGACUCGCCCAGUUUGUAUUAAAGAAAAAGACGGAUUUGGAAGAAAAACAGCUAGAAACACUUUUGGAGAAAUGUUUAAGGCAGAAUUAUGUUUCAGGGAGUAGUAGAUUAUGGAAAAUCACGCCUGAGGGGCAGAACUACUUGUCUGAGGCUGGUGUAUGCAAUGGAAAGGAUCAACGAAUGUCAGCAAAUAAUACAAUUGAGCCUGCAAAAAAGAUGAGGUCAAUUUUCAGUGGGCCUCCACCUUCACCCAAGGCUCUAUUGAAUGCCCAGAGUAUGAAUAAGCCAUCUGAUUCUCAUAAAAUCAUGCCACAUUCUAGUGACAAUGUUCCUGUAAGCACUGUCCAAUCUAGCUGUAGUGGUAGUUUAAAUAGCAGUGUAUCAACUGUCUUGUUUAAGCAAGAAAUACCAUCAUUGAUGUCUUUGACAUUUAGCCAAUCAAAGAAUGACAGAAAUGUUGCCUUGAGUACACUAGCAUCAGGAAGUUUGUCUGGGUUGCCUCUGGGCAAUAAAACAUCUGGUCAAUUUGGUGCUGUAAGUACUCCAGCUUUUACUCAAAGACAAUUGCAAUCUUCUGACGUAUUUGAUGCUAAUAGUGUAAUGCCUUGUUUGAAUUCAAAUCUUUGGUCUUACAGCAAUUUGAGUACAAAUAGUUCAUUUCAAUCAGGAUCAGGCUCAAUAAAGCCAGCAAGUAGGCUGAUGAGCAAAGACCCAGCUGUAAGCCUGAGGCCCACACCUUCUCCAAACCUUAAACCUUUACCAAAUUCCCAGGCUGUGCAAAAGAUGGAAAUUCCAGAUAAAUAUGCUGAUUAUCCUAACAAGUCAACAGCAGAAGAGUGCUUCAAGCAGAAAAAGUCCUUUAUACCAUCAAGUUGUAAUAAAGUUAGCAGAGCCCCACCCCCAUCACCCAUGGACAUUAUUUCUAAAACUCUAAAUAGGACGGAAAUUUCUCCACCUAGAACAACAGACAGUUCAAACAUUGUCAGCAAACAGAAUAGUGUGUUUGCCAAUAAUACACAGACAUCAACUGCCUUAAGAAAUGCUGAAUCUUAUAAUCAAUCAUCUACAAUGUAUUUAGGUAAACAACAAUCACUGUUUGGUCAAACUAAAAGUCUUGGUUUGCAAUCAACCUUCGCCAGCCAGUCCGCAUCAAGAUCCAUGCUUCAAACAGGACACAUGGGUAGAGGAGCUCUGACUUUAACACAGAAUUUGCCUAUGCCUUCCAGACCACUAUCAGCUUGUUCUUCGUUGAAGGUGAGUUCUGUCGGGCCCCCUCCAUCACCAGCCUUCAUACUGGCCCAGGAGAGAGGUCAGUCCUGCUCCAUUGACCCCAUCCAGCUAUCAGGGGUAGCUAUUCCAGCCUUCAGUCAGCCACACCAUAGGGCCCUGACCUAUCAAAUGCCACUGACCACAGCAGUCAGCACAGCCAGGCCCGUGAUGACACCAGCCAAUAAGGACCUUAGUCUAGCACUCAGUUCGGAGAGCUUUGCAGCACUCAACAAGAACCCUGUCAGUGCCCUGAUGGAGUACGCUCAAUCACGUAAACAGACAGCCAGGGUGGAGGUGAUAAGCAGACGCGGUGCAUCACACAGACCAACGUUUGAAAUGGCAGCAUUUGUGGGUGACCGUAAGUUUCCAGCGGUGACUUGCACAAACAAAAAAGAUGGGCGGCAGGAGGCAUGUGACGUAGCUCUCCGUAAGCUGGUAGCAGAAGGCCAGUUCUACACCCAGGCCAACAAUUCGGGCUGUGUGGACACAACAGUUCCUAUGAAGAAUCUGACCCACUUUGACAAGAUGGCUGCCCUCACCCAUCGGGGAUUUACAGCACUUGUGUCACAGAUUACGUGUGAGGCAUUUGCUGGUCGCAAGGUGGUGGCCGGCCUUGUGAUGAAACGCUCUGAGGAAGAUACUGGUGUCCUUAUCAGUCUUGGAACAGGGAACCGAUGUAUAACAGGGCAGCAACUAAGCCUUCAUGGAAACACAGUUAAUGAUUCUCAUGCAGAAAUCAUCACCAGGAGGGGAUUUUUAAGGUUUCUAUAUGGACAACUAUUGGAGUAUGAGCCUGGGCGGCCACACCCAAUGUUUGAACCCUCAACCAAUGGGAAACUGUGUGUACGACCCAACAUCACCUUUCACCUGUACAUCUCUACAGCUCCAUGUGGCGAUGGUGCUCUCUUCUCUCCUAGGGAUGUGGAUAGACAAAAGGCUUCAGUUGACCCCCGCAUAAGGCCUCCUCAUGAGCCUAUAUUCUCCAGUAAUGUGCAGGGUCUCACUAGGACCAAAAUGGAGGGAGGUGAAGGUACAAUACCUAUUGAGGCCGGUUUUAAGGUGCAAACGUUUGAUGGCAUUCAGCGCGGAGAACGUUUGAGGACUAUGUCAUGUACAGAUAAGAUCUGUCGCUGGAAUACAGUCGGAAUGCAGGGGGCACUGUUGUCUCACUUUUUGGAACCUGUAUACUUGGAUUCUCUUACACUUGGUUUGCUUUAUGACCAUGGUCAUCUUGCGCGGGCUGUGUGUUGCCGGCUUGGGCGUGGGGAGGUGGAGCUUGACUCCUUGCUUCCAGCCCCUUUCCGUCUUAACCACCCGUGGCUUGGCCGGGUCACUGUGUGCGACCCACCGCGCGAGGUCCAGAAAACCAAGGCCCUUAGUGUUAACUGGAGUUACGGGGACAAAGGGCCAGAAGUCACUGAUGGAACUCAAGGGAUCUGUCUUACAAGCCAAAAGAAGAGCUUCUUCUCACGGUGUUCUAAGAGGAACAUGUUCAUUCGUUUCCGUGCCCUUUGUGAGAAGUUUUCACGCAGUGAUCUCAUGGCCCUGACCACGUACCAUGAUGUCAAAAUGGCUGCCACAGACUUUGUGGCAGCGAAAGAAAUCAUGGUUAAGAGACUGAAAGAGAAUGGUUGUGGAAAAUGGGUGUCCAAGCCUGUGGAGGAAGAUAUGUUCACCAUAGAUGAUGGAAAUUAGAUGAGAAAAUAUUAUGUACUGAACUUUAUUUAUGAUUGGACCAAAACAGAAUUGUUUAGAAUGUUUACACUGAAGGUUUUUAUUUGGUUUUUAGCUGUAUGGGGGACAGGAGGUGUUUGGACAGUGCAGGAAUUUAAUUACUUAAAAGAGGAGUUGUCAUUUUAGCUGACAGCAUUUUAAGCAAUUUCAUUGGAAAAGGUCAGUUUUUUUUCAAAGCCUAGAGGUAUCCCCGUAGUCUUAUGAUUUUUGUCUUCAUCCAUCAAACUAUUAAAGAUAUCCUUAACAUGAAACUUUGUACACAUGGUCACACUGACAACUACUCUGGUAAGAUGUACCACCAUCUACUUGCAGUGCUCUUGUUUACAUAGUUUAGUGACAAUGCAGUAGUACACAUAAGUUUCCAAUGAUUAUCUGUACAGCACAUUUUACUUUGUUAGCGCACCAAUAUGUGUGAAGCACAAAACACUGGGAACAUUUUAAAGAUUAUAAUGGAUGGAGGAAAAGGUUAAAACCAUUCAUCAGUGUUAAGGAAUCACUAGAUUAUGAUAUUAACAAAACCCAAUAUGUAAGUAUAUAUCUUUAUGAACAAAAUAUAGUAUUCAGUCGAAACUCGAUGGCUCUAUAUUCUAGGGACCGGCCAAAAUACUUUGAGCCUCGAGAAUAUCGAGCCAAGCAGGAUUGCUUACAGAAUGUUAUUUUUUUAUUCGUUACAAAAAGUCUUGUUUACCUCGUUUGUUACACUAUCUCCGCAAGAGAAGAGAAGAGUAUUAAUUGGACAUAGUUACACAUCGUAAAGUUCGUAACAUGACUUAUUCGAUACUUAGAAAAUAUCAUUUGAUUAUUUUUAUUUAUUAUAAAAAUACAUUUAUGCGAAAACAACAAACAAGCAAUUUUUAACAGUGGGUAAAACUAACAUAGCUUAUAAGUUAUAUUGAAAUGCAUAGAAAUUUAUAGAUUGAUAACAAUUAGAGACAGAACUUGAAGUGAUGGCAUGUUUAUUCAAACUGUUAAACCAUUUAAAUUUGGUAAUAAUUAUAACACCAAUUUUAAUCGAUUUAUAGCACCUUGUGCUAAAUGAAGCCAAGCAAAGAAAUCAAGGUGUGAGAUUCUUAACUGAACCAGCGAAAAUGACAUCGACCAAAGCAAACAAAACAUAGUGUGAAAUUCUUACUUGGGACUGCGAAAAUGACUUCGAGCGUGUAGAAAAAUUGACCCUCAAGAUAUCGAGUCAUCCCAUAAAAUUUUAUAUGAACAAAGGGUGAAAAAAAAUCGGUCCUUUUAAUCUGGUACGAGGAUAUCGAGCCAUGAGAUAUCGAGCCAAAGAGUUUCGACUGUAUAUCUUUUUUGCAGGUUAGUCAUAAAAAGUUUAAAUCAUUUACAGAGAACAGUCUAAAGAUACCAAGAAUACCCCGGUAUUCCGUAAACAAGGUUGUUACAGGAUAGGCUAAAAUUAAUAACUGAUUUGACUGACAGCAGUUUGGAAAUAGUAAUUGGUUUUAAAGUGAAUUUGAAUGCACAAUUAUAUUUUCUGCACUUUUUCAUCAUUGAUUUCAUUUAAUUGAUUUAAUGCAGAUUUGUCUAAAAGCGGCAAACAGAUUAGAACAAGUUUAUUGUAUGAAUUUAUUUUUGGCAGGUUUUAUUUCUAAAUAAAAGUAUCACCAGACUUUCAUCAUCUAUUGUUAUAAAAAUGAAUCUAACUGCUAAAAAGACAUGUUAGGACAGUGUUUAACUUUUUCAAUUUAUUCUAGUACCUAAAACAAAACUUUGCUAGGAUUCUCUGAGAGAAUGUGAAAAACCACUAAGUUUAAGUAGACUCAAAACAUAUAUUUUCAAGAAAUAGUUUUGAUCCACUCUUGUGUUACAACUAUGUAGUAAAAUUGUAAUGGUGUCACUUACUGGAAAUUAACCUGUUUGUUUUAUGUCACCAAAAGUGGCAAUAUUAAAAUCACACCGUCUGUCCAUCUAGUUAUCUGUGUCCGUACUAUUGCUUUGUCAUGUAGAGAGGGAAUUUAAAUAAUUUGCUGCAUACUUGCUGCAUAAAUGCACAUAGGUAGUGUAUAGUUGGUAGUGUCCAGGCUCUAACUUUGUCGUGCAAAAAGAUAUUUUAAAAUGACUUUGCAUAUGUGUGUGUGUGUUACAUAAAGGCAACGUGCCGAAUGAAAGAACCAUUUCCUGCCUCUUACUACACACUUGACGUCAACCAUCAUGGUCCCCAUGCUUAUAGUUUAUGAUAGCUUUUCCUGGGUGUAGGCAUAUUAGUAUUAGUACCAGGUAUUUGCAUUAUCCAUUUAACUGGAUGGCACUUAGGGGGCAUUUGUCAUUUACUUUGACAGCUCUCGUUACUUGUUACUUAUGAUUAUGUUUUUAUGAUUUGUUUAUGUAUAUUAACACAGAAAUACACAUGUACCAAAGUUCAGGAAUGACAAUGUUAUAAAUGCUUGCAAUGUACAAGAAAUUAACCUGUUUGUUUUAUGUCACCAAAAGUGGCAAUAUUAAAAUCACACCGUCUGUCCAUCUAGUUAUCUGUGUCCGUACUAUUGCUUUGUCAUGUAGAGAGGGAAUUUAAAUAAUUUGGCACAUGUGUCGGUAUAUAAAGGCGACAAGUCGCGUGCAGGACCCAAGACCUUACCUCAAUGUUCAAGGUCACACUUACAGGUGUAUAUGUUAAAACCGUAUAUUGGUGUCACCCUGUGGUCAGUCGGUCAGUCAGGAGCAUAACUUGAAAACUACUGAAUGGAAGCUAAUUAAACUUGAUACCAUGGUAAAGCACAAUGAGUGGAAGUGCAGUGUACAUGCAGAGUUAUUGCCCUUUGUUACUUUUUCUUGUCCAAAGCAAUACUUGAAAACUAAAGGAUGUAAUUUGAUUCAACUUCAUACAAUGGCAAAGCUUAUGCGAAGUCACUGUUGGCAUGAUGUUGCGAGAGAGUGAUCUUGUGUUGUCCACCAAUCUUACUCACAUGCACCCAGGCUGGGAAUGGAACCCGGGUCUCCUUGGUGAGAAAUGAGUGUGCGAACCAUUGUGCUUACCAGACAGGUGUAUCAUUAUGGAAUGCUGCAUAUACAUGUAUGCAUAUAAUAAUUAUAUAUCUAUAUAUAUAGUUGGUUGUGUCUAGGCUGUAACUUUGUCAUGCACGGGCUGUUACUUUGUCAUGCACAUAGUAAUUUUAGAAUUAAUUGGCAUAUGUGUUUGGUACAUAAAAGUGAUGUGUUGUAUGCAAGACCAAAGACUCAAACUCAAAGUUCAAGGUUACACUUGGAGUUUUAUUAUUAUCGAAUGCUGCAUAAAUGCACAUAGGUAGUGUAUAGUUGGUAGUGUCCAGGCUCUAACUUUGUCAUGCAAAAAGAUAUUUUAAAAUGACUUUGCACAUGUGUGUGUGUUACAUAAAGGCAACGUGCCGAAUGAAAGAACCAUUUCCUACCUCUUACUACACACUUGACGUCAACCAUCAUGGUCCCCAUGCUUAUAGUUUAUGAUAGCUUUUCCUGGGUGUAGGCAUAUUAGUAUUAGUACCAGGUAUUUGCAUUAUCCAUUUAACUGGAUGGCACUUAGGGGGCAUUUGUCAUUUACUUUGACAGCUCUCGUUACUUGUUACUUAUGAUUAUGUUUUUAUGAUUUGUUUAUGUAUAUUAACACAGAAAUACACAUGUACCAAAGUUCAGGAAUGACAAUGUUAUAAAUGCUUGCAAUGUACAAGAAAUUGUUUUAUUUGAUGACAAUUAGUCAUGACUUACACGGUGUAGCUUUGAAAUACAUUGAAACUCA
This is a messenger RNA of Mya arenaria, 8418 nucleotides long. RefSeq lists its product as uncharacterized. The transcript is spliced from 11 exons. Gene Ontology annotation, biological process: adenosine to inosine editing; RNA processing. Gene Ontology annotation, cellular component: cytoplasm; nucleolus. Lineage: Eukaryota; Metazoa; Mollusca; Bivalvia; Myida; Myidae. Bases 12 to 4655 code for a protein of 1547 amino acids. The record is from RefSeq and is a predicted model, not a curated record. Gene Ontology annotation, molecular function: tRNA-specific adenosine deaminase activity; double-stranded RNA binding; double-stranded RNA adenosine deaminase activity.